AUGGGCGCCGGCGAUGGUCCCCGCGUCGGGGACCGCCCAUUCAAGGACAUGGACGACGACUAUGACGCGUCGUCGCGCCGGAGCGCCGACGAGGAGGCACAGUUCCUAGCCGAAGGAGAAGAAGGCUACGAGCUCGAGGAGAGCACAUCCAGCACGCCCUCGCUGCUCUCGCAGCAAAAGUUCGGCCCUCACGUCCCCCACAAGCGGCACUGCCUCGCCGGACCUCAACCGCCGCGCGUACAUACCAUCCGGCCCGUCCUGCCCGCUGUCCAGGAAGCGCCGCCGCGUCUGCUGGACCUCGUGGCGCCGACGCCGCGCCGAAAGGCCGUCGUCGUUGCCGUGUUCCUGGCGCUGUGGGCCGUCGCCUUCUCCAUUCCACUCGCGUCGUCCCGGGCGAUCAGGGAUGGGCUCGGUAAGGAUGUCAUUAACCUGGACUGCGGCGACACCCUUUGGCGCUUCAAGAAUGGGUGCGGGCUUGACGGUGCCGAUUGCAGGCCCUUUACGAACUCUUCAUUUUCUUUCAGGUGUCCGGCAAACUGCAUGGCUCACAAGUUGUUGAACCCCCACGCCGUCGGUGACCGGGAGAUCGUCUACCAGCCGCUGGUCGUAGGCGACGAGAUCUACCGCGGCGACUCCAUGAUUUGCGCUUCAGCGAUCCAUGCAGGCAUCGUGACGGACCUGAGCGGAGGCUGCGGCCGUCUUCAUCGUGUCGGCCAGCACGCAAGGUUCAAUAGCACGACUAAGAACGGCAUCGAGACCGUUCCGUUUGACUCGUACUUCCCGCUGUCGUACAACCUCACUUCGGACCCGUCCCUUCAGUGCGGCAAGCGUGACCCCCGCCAGGCUCUUCUACCGACAUCCAUGUUCUUCACCUCCAUCUUCUCCCUCUUCACGACGAGCCCGGCGUGGCAGUUCUUCGUCUCCUUUGUCGGCAUCUUUGCCCAUGUCAGCUUCGGCUCCGAUCCGCCCACAGCAUCGCGGCACGCUGCCUCCGUCCUGCCGGAUCGUAUCUCCAAGUUCACCGGCCGUCUGCUUCCUGCACUCUUCUGCGCCGCCGUGCUCUACCGACUCUGCGUCAGACGAACCCUCACAGAUGUGAGGGCCCAGUUCGAGAAGACGGCGCUCUGGUUGGGAGGGUUCUGGUUCGGCGCGCUGUCGAACUAUACAUUUGGAUGGAUGCCGAUCCAGCGCCUCACGGCACACGACAUUGAGCACCAGCCUGGCGCCAAGCCCGCGCUGGCUCUCAUCCUGAUCAUCCUGACCUUUGUGAUGGCCAAGCAGGUCUACUUCUUCUGGCUCGAGGGGAGACUACCUCGGUUUCUUGCGCUCUAUGCGCUUUUCCUGGCUGCCGUCAUUGUCGGCGUCUCAAUUCCGGGCGUGGACCUCCGCGUGCACCAUUACAUCAUGGCAUUCUGUCUGCUCCCUGGUACCAGCAUGCAGACGCGGACGUCUCUGUUCUACCAGGGGAUGCUGCUGGGCCUCUUCGUCAACGGCAUCGCGCGAUGGGGCUUCGACUCGGUUCUUCAGACGCCCGAUGAGUUGCGCGAGGACGGCCCCUUCAACUCGCUGCUCCCGCAAAUUGCGAAACCAAUCUUCUCCACGGGCUCCUUUGAGCCCAGUGUGACCUUCAGCUGGCUCGUACCGCCAAAUAUCGCCAACGAGUUCGACGGUAUCAGCGCUCUAGUCAACGACGUCGAGCGGUUCCGGUAUUAUUUUGCCGAUGGCCCCGUCCACAACGAGUUUGUGUGGUUGAGGAAGGCCAAGAUGGUGCUUCCCGAGUAUUUUAGAUUUGCGUACACGAAGGACGGUGUGACGCUAGACUAUACACAGGCCGGGACCUGGUUCUCGAACGGGUCGUGGGUGAUGCCUUCAUAG
Messenger RNA from Colletotrichum abscissum, 1875 nucleotides. Its product is annotated as LCCL domain-containing protein. Lineage: Eukaryota; Fungi; Ascomycota; Sordariomycetes; Glomerellales; Glomerellaceae. The transcript has a single exon. The record is from RefSeq and is a predicted model, not a curated record. Bases 1 to 1875 code for a protein of 624 amino acids.